Molecule: messenger RNA, 1266 nt
Organism: Daphnia pulicaria
Lineage: Eukaryota; Metazoa; Arthropoda; Branchiopoda; Diplostraca; Daphniidae
Exons: 4
Coding region: 98-1021 (307 amino acids)
Source: RefSeq, a predicted model, not a curated record
GCGGUCGUUUUCAACAGGAUACACAGAGUCUUCUCGUCUUGCUACGAAGAGAUUCUAUGCGCAGCUAGCACAGUUUCAUUUCAAGAUUUGCAUAAAAAUGAAGCUAGCUCUCAUUUUCCUGGCCAUUUUUGUGGCCAUUUCUCAUCAACAAUAUGAUUACAAUCCCCGUAUGAUGUUUGCGUUUCCUUGGCUGGCAUUGCCGUUUCCCAAUCAACCCGCGUUCUACAACAAUCACGAACCAAUGAACGACGAUGGUUAUCCAGUUGACAGCAUCAGUAAUCGCAACGUUUUCAGCUAUGAGGACGAAGGGGAAGAAUACGUGGACACCCAAUCGAGGGUCAAGGGAAUAAUUAGCCACUACCGACCCCGACCCUCUUUCCAAGACCAGCAGAAUGCACGAUUUUUAUUCAACUUAUUUGCCAGCACUACAGGGACUUUCAAUAAUCCCUUAUUGAAAACCGCGACAUUUACGACCACCGUAACUUUAAGCCUUAAUUCAGUUCAAAACUGUGUUCCUGUAAGCGAAGCUGUUGCUAACAUUCAACCUUGUCAACCAAAUCAACAAGCUAUUGGUCGCAGAAGACGUGACACACACUCCUCCAAUGUACCGGAAGACCUACAGUUUCCCAUUACUCCUUCUAAUACGUUCAACUUGAUUUCAACUGCUCUUCCAACUUCAAAUGAUCGUUUAGACACAGACUUAGACCUGCCUUCGUCGUCUAUACUGUCGUCGUUUAAGGAUGAUAUUAAUCUCCCGGAAAUUUCAACAGAAGACUAUCAUAAUUCAAGAGAGAAAAGAUUUUUUAUUAACAAAAACCAAUUUGUUGUAUCUACAGUUGCCACGUCGUUUGUGUUUGUAAAUUCUACUAUUCGCGCCACGGUCAAUCUCAUUAAUCCACCACCAGCUCCAGCUGUUGUUCCAUGUCAACCAGCGGCCCCAGGUGCUGCACAAGCUGUACCAGUCUGCCUUUUAUGUUUACCUCCAGGUUUCAUUGUAUGCCCUCUCCCUGCCGGUCGAUAAGUGGUAUUUAUACUUGAGAAGUAUAGCCAGCAUGUAGGUUAGUGUUUUCAGCAAUUGGCUUUCUUCAAGAAUCACUAUAGGUUUGCUCUUAAAGUUAUAAGUGACACUUGAAAUUUAAAUUCGUUAUACAUUGUGCAUUGUUUAACGUAAAGCCUAGCUAAACUGCUUGAUUAUUGCUGUGUUAUUCUUACACCAUGGUAUAGGAGACUUUGUGCCUUCGUUCGAUUUAAUAACAUUUACUGUAG